GGGGGAGUGGAACCGGAAGCGGAAACGCGCGGGGAGGCGAUGCGGUGGCUGAGGUGGCAGCGGUGGGAGCGCGCCCCAGUGGGAGCCGCUCUCUGUCCCCGUGACCCCAGCACUGAGCUCUGGGCUGCCCUGACGGCUGGUGACCGAGCCCUGGGGCCGCUGAAGGAGCCCUGGGGUCGCUGCUCGUGCCCGCUGCCCCGUAGGGCCCGCUCCGCCAUGCCACUCCCUGGCCCCGCGAGCCCAGCCCGAGCGUAGCCGCUCCGCGGCGUCCCGAGCGGCCCCGCCAUGCGCCUGGCUGCGGUGCUGGCCGCGCUGCGGCCCGCGCUGCCGCUGCUGCUGGGGCUCUCGCUCGGCUGCAGCCUCAGCCUGCUCCGCGCCUCCUGGAGCCACGGCGGCGCAGAGGAGCCGUGCGGGGCGGCGACGGGGCGGAACCGGGCCCCCGAGGCGGCAGGAGGGGGGCCGGGCCCGGGCCGCGAGGAGUUCCGGCCCAGGAUCGUUCCCUACUAUAGGGAUCCCAGCAAAACCCACAAAAAGGUGCUCAGAACUCGCUACAUCCAGACGGAGCUAGGGUUCCAUGAGCGGCUCUUUGUGGCUGUGCUGACCUCCAGAGCAACGCUGAACACGCUGGCGGUGGCAGUGAACAAGACGGUAGCCCACCACUUCCCACGGCUGCUGUACUUCACAGGGCUGCGGAGCGCCAAGUUGCCACCCGGUAUGGCACUGGUGGCCCACGGGGACGAGCGUCCCACCUGGCUGAUGUAUGAGACUGUGCGCUACAUCCACCAGCACUUUGGCUCAGACUAUGACUGGUUCUACAUCAUGCAGGAUGACACCUACGCGCAGGCAGAGCAGGUCCGGGCACUGGUCACGCACCUUAGCAUCAACCAGGAUGUCUACCUGGGGCGAGCUGAGGAGUUCAUCGCAGGAGAUGAGCAGGCCCGCUACUGCCACGGUGGCUUCGGAUAUCUGCUGUCCCGCAGCUUGCUGCUGAAGCUUCGUCCACAUCUGGACAGCUGUCGCAAUGAGAUCCUCAGCGUGCGGCCAGACGAGUGGCUGGGACGCUGCAUCAUCGAUUUCCUUGGCAUCACGUGUGUUUCCCAGCUCCAGGGCCAGCAUUAUCGCACCUAUGAACUGGCCAAAAACACGGAGCCAGAGAAGGAAGAGGAGGAGGAGUUCCAGGCAGCACUAGCUGUGCACCCUGUGUCUGACGUGUCCCUGAUGUACCGGCUGCACAAGCGAUUCAGCAGGAUCCAGCUGGACAGGGCCUACCGGGAGAUCCAGGACCUUCAGAUGCAGAUCCAGAACCUGACAUCGCUGACCCCUGCGGGUGAGGCUGGCUUGACAUGGCCCGUGGGCAUCAACGCCCCAUUCCUUCCCAAGUCUCGUUUUGAGGUCAUCAGCUGGGACUACUUCACAGAGCAGCACCUCUUCUCCUGCCCCGAUGGCUCCCCGAAGUGUGAGCUCUCAGGAGCCAGCAAAGCUGACGUGGGUGAGAUCAUCGAGUCAGCGCUGGAGCAGCUCAACAGUCGCUACCAGCCGCUGCUCCGCUUCAGCAAGCGGCAGCUCCUGAAUGGCUACCGGCGCUUUGACCCAACUCGAGGCAUGGAAUACACGCUGGACCUGCUGCUGGAGGCAGUGACACAGAAGGGCCACAGCCACAUCCUGGCCAAACGCGUGAGCCUGGUGCGGCCCCUAAGUAAGGUGGAAAUCAUUCCCAUGCCGUACGUGACAGAGGCCACACGGGUGCAACUGGUGCUUCCCUUGACAGUCCAGGACCUGGAUUUUGUGGCCAACUUCCUGGAUAUGUUUGCUAUGAAUGCACUGGACACACAUGACAAUGCCUUGCUGACUUUGCUGUUAAUCUACCACCCCUAUGAUGCCCAGCGCGUUAGCCAGGUCGACGUCUUUGCUGGAGUCAAAGCUAUGGUAGGAGAACUGGAGAAGCGUUACGCAGACGUUAAAAUCCCCUGGAUCAGCGUGAAAACUGAGGUGCCAUCACAGGUGAAACUCAUGGAUAUCGUCUCCAAGAAGCAUCCAGUGGACACACUGUUCUUCCUGGCCAGUGUCUGGACAGAGAUCAACAUGGAGUUCCUGAACCGCUGCCGCAUGAACGCGAUCAGCAACUGGCAGGUCUUCUUCCCCGUUCAUUUCCAGGAGUUCAACCCUGCCCUAGUGUAUCGUGGUGAGCAGACGGCUUCCUCCAGCACUGACUUCCUGAGGGAUGGGCAUUUCGACAGGCACUCCUUCGCUGAGGCCUGCUUUUACAACUCUGACUACAUGACAGCUCGUACCAAGCUGGCAGCCGAUAUCCUGGACCGGGAUGAGGUGCUGGAGAGCAUGGAGGUGUUUGAUGUCUUCCUGCAUUACUCUGGGCUGCACCUCUUUCGGGCUGUGGAGCCGGGGCUGGUGCAGAAAUACGCCCUGCGGAGCUGCAACCCACGGCUCAGUGAAGAGCUGUACCACCGCUGUGUGCUCAGCAACUUGGAGGGUCUUGCCUCUCGCUCCCAUUUAGCCAUGGCCCUCUUCGAGCAGGAACAGGCCAACAGCACAUGAGAGACUGGGAACACCGCGAGCUGCUCAGCACCUUAACACUUGGCACUUUCCGUCCGCUUCCCAGCCCUGCUGUGCAUGAGAGGGAGGAGAGAGGCUUUCCCAGCCCUGUCCUGCAGCACAGGCACGGGCUACAGAGAGGCUGUUUCUGGGGGGUGGGGUGUUGUUUGUUUUUUAAAUAAAUAAAGGUUUAUUUC
Cuculus canorus (common cuckoo) is the source of this 2747-nucleotide messenger RNA. RefSeq names its product chondroitin polymerizing factor 2 (gene CHPF2). The transcript is spliced from 4 exons. Gene Ontology annotation, molecular function: glucuronosyl-N-acetylgalactosaminyl-proteoglycan 4-beta-N-acetylgalactosaminyltransferase activity. The coding region runs from base 286 to 2553 and encodes 755 amino acids. The record is from RefSeq and is a predicted model, not a curated record. Gene Ontology annotation, cellular component: Golgi cisterna membrane. Lineage: Eukaryota; Metazoa; Chordata; Aves; Cuculiformes; Cuculidae.